AUGACCUCCCGCCCACCUUCUACACCACGAGCGUCCCUCGGCGGAACCGCACUUCCGACGCCGUCUGCGCGCCGCAAGUCUGCCCUCCAUCGACCCGGUUCCUCGCUCGCCAACCCCGACCUCUCGUCCCUUCGACGCGCAAUCGCCCAGAAUGACCCGGCCAAGUACGUCGACUCACCCGACGUUGGCGUUGCAGUCGCAGGGAACGCGGGGUCAGGCGGACGUCAACCCGUCUUGCCCGGCAUGCGAACGGCCGCUCGACCAAUGACGCCGACGACGCCUUCCUACGCCCGUGCUCGCACACCCACCGGCUUUGGCUCCCGCACCGCAACCCGUACGCCGUCCCGCCAGAGCUCUCGAGCAGACGAGCCGCCUCCCCCGCCGAUGCUUCUCCCCGGCACGCCUGUCUCGUUCGAGGUCGCUGGCGAGAAGAUGGAGGGGACGUUGCGAUUCGUGGGCGAGGUCGAGGGGAAAGCGGGGACGUUCGGCGGGGUCGAGCUCGACGAGGCUUUCGCUGGACGAGGAAAGAACGACGGGAGCGUGCAAGGCACCCAAUACUUCGCCUGCCCUCCGCUCUGCGGCCUCUUCCUCCCACUCGCCAAGAUCACGCCCAAGCCGCGAGCCGCACCAGCUUUGACGGACGGAUCACGAGCCAGCAAGUACGCCGCCAUGAGCGCCAAGGACCUCCCUGCGCGACGACUCGCAGCAUCGACAAGCGGCACUCCGACUGUCACGAAACCGACGCCUCGCAAGUCUCUCUCGCCGACCAAGCCCCCAGCGAAAUCUCGAACCUCUCUAUCCCCGACGAAACCGACCACGUUCGCCACACCUCGUCCGACUCGCAUGGCACGACCCUCGCUUGGCGGUGCUACCCCAACGACAGCUUGCAAAUCGCUGGGCGGUCCGUCAGCGACACCACGCGCCCCACUCGCCUCCUCGAUCAAACGACCACCCUCCUCCCUCCGCCACACCGCACCCGACGUUCCGCCUAUUCCCGCCGCCUACGGUCUCAAACGCUCCGUCACACCUUCCUCCAUAUCCGGUCGUGUCACUCCCUCGACUCCCGGCGCGAUGAUGCGACGACGAACGAGCGCCGCCCAGAGCGACCUCUCCGCUAGCCACGCCGCUCGUCCGACCACUCCCAGCUUCCGCUCCUCAUCACGACAAUCCUUCGCCUCUUCCGUCUCGCGCCAGUCGCACCGCUCCAUGUUCUCCGCGAGCGACGCCGACGACUUUGACGACUUGCGGACGCAGGUCGAGGAGGCUCGUCAGCGCGAGGCCGAGAUCCGGCAGCUAUUGGAGGGAAGCGAGAAGCUCGGGCGGGAAAUGGAGGACCGGUUGACUGAGAAGAACAACCGCAUCAAGCAGCUCGAGGAGCGGGUCGCGCAGAUGGACCAGGAGCAAGAGCGGGCGCGCGAAGCGGAAAAGGCGAGGCUGGCCGGCGCGGAGGGCGAGGAGGGCGCGCGCGAGCGGGAUCGAGCACGCAUCCUCGACCUCGAGACACAGCUUGCCGACGUUCAGAAGGCUCUAGACGCCCGGCGAGCCAGCUACGACAAGCUCAAGCUCGAGGACAAGCACAAGACGGCGGCGAAGGAGGCCGAAGUCGAGUCUCUGCGCGAUCGGCUCGCGCAGGCGAACAAGGCGCACGAGGAGGAGCGCAACGACCUCAACUCGCAACUUGACAAGCUGCGCAGCGCCGGCCAAGCCCUCUGCGAGACGUACGAGGAGAAGAUUGCCGAGAUCGAGCUCGCGCGACUCGAGGCGGUCGACCUCGCCGAAACACUUCAGGCGCAGCUCGACGGGCGGCCAUCUUCCGACGCCGCUCGCGCCGACUCGCCUUCGACCUCCCGCACACUCUCCGCUUCCGUCUCUGCAGCCCAGGCCAUCGACGCCGAGACCGCUCGCGCCGAACUCGAGCACCUGCGCGCCAAGUUCGUCUCGCUCGAGGAGCAACUCGAAGACGCGCGCAUCCAGCUCGAGCAGGAGGUCGCAGACGCACGAGCUCGGCGGCAGAAGCAUGUCGAGGCGGAGCAGGUUCUCAAGGGCGAGAUCAAGUCGCUCAAGGAGGUCGUCGAACGGUCGAGUCAGGCCGAAUCACGGUCCGCCGCCCGCAUUCAGGAGCUCCAGGCUGCGCUCGUGGAGUCGCAGUCGACGCUCGAGGCGGAACGCUCCGAACUCGAAGGCUUGCGGCACGACGCCAACGGUGACGCGACUUCUGCACUCGCCGACGACCUCAAGCGCGUGCAUAAGGAGCUCGUCUCGACCAAGGCGACCCUCGAAAAGACGCAGCGCGAGGCGACUCAGCACGCCGACCUCGUCGCCGAGUUGCGCCAGGACUUGCGCAGCGCCGAGCGGGAGAUCGACCGCCUUCAAAAGCUCUCGCCUCGGCCGGAGACCAACCGGCGCACAUCUGUCGCCAGUUCGCGGAGCUCGCUCGGCGGCGACGAUGCAGCUGCAACGCGGGAACAGAUCGUCGGCUUGAAGAGCAUCAUCGAGACGCUCACGGCGGAAAACAAGGACCUCGCGGAGCAGAACAGCAAGGUCGUCGCCGAGGCGAAGCAGCUCAAGGAUGCGCAGCAGGCGCUCGAGCGGACUGUCGAGAACCUCAUGUCGCAGCUCGACAAUCCUCCCUCCGCCACGAAAGAAGCGUCUUCCCUCCCGACCUCGCCCUCCUCCGACUCUUCCCUCCGACGCGAGCUAGAACAGCUGCGAUCGGAGCUGAAGGAGGUCCAGCGGAAGAGCGAGCUGGAGAUCAAGGCGUUGAACCAGGAGGUCAACGAGCUCGAGUCGCUCGUCGAGUCCAAGAUUUACCACGAAGACGAACUCGAGACCGAGUUGCAAAAGUACAAGGCCCUCGCCGCGAAAGCCGGCGCCGCGUCAACCUCUUCCUCGACACCUCGCCUCAACGGCCACGGCUCGUCCAAGGCCAACUCGGAUGCGGAGGGCGGAGCCGAAUGCGAGAUGUGCGGCGAGAAGGGCCACGACUUGGAUUCGUGUCCCGAUUUCGCACCUGCUUCGCCGACCAAGUCGUCUUUCUCCGACCGCCAUUCUGCCUCGUCGAGGAAUGGCACGAACGGAGGCGGCAAAGAGUGGUGCGACGACUGCGAAGAGUUUGGUCACUCGCUCGAGAACUGCCCGCUCGCGAGCGAGAUCUUCUAG
This is a messenger RNA of Rhodotorula toruloides NP11, 3159 nucleotides long. RefSeq names its product CAP-Gly domain-containing protein. The coding region runs from base 1 to 3159 and encodes 1052 amino acids. The transcript has 7 exons. Gene Ontology annotation, cellular component: nucleus; microtubule plus-end; cytoplasm. The record is from RefSeq and is a predicted model, not a curated record. Lineage: Eukaryota; Fungi; Basidiomycota; Microbotryomycetes; Sporidiobolales; Sporidiobolaceae. Gene Ontology annotation, molecular function: microtubule plus-end binding. Gene Ontology annotation, biological process: cytoplasmic microtubule organization.